AGUGAAGAAGUGCCAAAGGUAACCAAGGUGGAGGAGGAUAGAGUCCAAGAGGAGUGACCUUGACAAACUAGGAAAGGAAAAUACCAAGAAAGAGGAGGAGUAGGAAGAACCAUUUGAGAUCUUUAUCAAGAAGAAAAAGAAGAAACUAUUCACGGUUCCUUUUCUUUCAUCUGACCAACCACGAUAUAGGGAUUUUCUUGACCAGUGACAAGACAUACGUUAUGAAACGUUAUUAAAAAGCAGACAGUUGCAAACGUUUAUUGCACUGCACGAUGGCUACUGGAACUAAUCUUUGUCUACUGUUCGCCUUUCUGGUCUCGACUUCUGCUUUCUCGUUUUCCAAUGCACCACCCCAAAACAAAGGUCGAAGACUGUUCGGAGGUUACAGAAUAGUACCGAAAGUAUGCCAACCAACGAUACCAACACGAACGAAAUCAAAGGAGCCAGCAAUUUGCAUGUUCAAUUACGAAUGCACACGUAGAAAUGGCAAAGUUGUUGGCGCCUGUAUGGAUGGUUUUCUUUUUGGCGCGUGUUGUCAAUUACCACCAUCGAAAAAUACAAAUGACGAGCAUUACGAAAAAAUUCCAAGUACGGAGAACCUAUUAAAUUUGGAAGAGAUCGAUCAUGUGCCGGAUAUUCCGAUACUUUUAAAUCCGGAUGGUACACCAAUUGGAAUGUCGAUAGCACAACAGACCAAUAACAACAUUAAAACAGAUGAUUCGUCUUCUGGCGUUUCGAAUCAUUUGAACGAGGAAGAUUCUUCUUAUACGAAAAUAACGACGUUAGAUUCUAAUUUAUCGACUUUUAAACCAAACAACAAAGAUGAAUUGGAGAACGGUGAAAAAGUUCAGGUACCACCGUUGCAACCAGGUAUAAGUCAAUUGGAAAAUGAUUUUUCUGCGUUACUUGGUCAACAAACUAUUUUGGAUAGUUUGCAAUUACCAGGAUUAAUUUCUCAUAAGGAUAAAAACAACAAUAUGAAGAAUCAUAACAAGAAUAAUAAUAAUCAAAAUAAUCAUAAUAAUCCAAUGGUCGAGAAUCCAUUAGCAACGUUAUUGAGCCCAGAUCAAGUGCUUCAAAUAGCCGAUCCGGUCGAUCAAUUGCCGGCUUUGUUUUCUCAUGGUUUAAGUCAUAAUAAUCAUAGUUCGGCUGAUACUAUAUUGUUGAAUGAAAAUGGUACAAUGUUAAACGAGACGCAUAAUCCAGAUGAAUUGUUUAAGCCAAGCACGGAAUCCUCGAUAGAUGCUUUUACGAAUAGUAAAAUGACUUCCAGUUGGAAUACCGAGGAAAGAACGAAGAUAACAACAAUAAUGCAAAGUACGCAAUCCUCCUCCAUGACCGAACAAACGAGAGUGAAGGAAGAAGGAGGAGGAGGUAGUACGGAGUCGACACAAUGGAUGAGAUUCCCUGAUCAAUCAUCGUCAACGAGUACCACCGAGAUGCCAAUCACGUUCAGUGAUUUGAAAUCUACUAGUUUGAAUAUGGAAUCAAGUGUUGUUGAUGAAGCAGCUCAACAGCAGACAUACGAGAACACGCAAAAGGUUUCGAACGUGACACCUAGCUCAGGGUUGAGUUCAAGCGAUACUAUCGAGAAGAUGAAAACGACAGAAGAGAAAGUAACGAUGGAGGAUGAAAUAGAGGCUGAUGGUAGCACGGUUAAACGCGUAGCUACCACUCCGAUGACUACGACAAAUAACGACAAAGGUAUGGUGAGAGUUCCCACGAUUACUUAUGAGGCUCCAUCGGGUAAUAAAAAGAAUGACGUUCUUGAUAAAGAAGAAAUAGCCAUCAAUCAUAUUAUUUCUAUAUUGAACGGUACUACACCGGGAACAGAGACUACGGUUACUAUAAAAGAACCAAUGUCUUCUGUUAAUAACUGGAUGAACGUAGAAGAAACUUCGAAACCUUCGUUGAUCAAAGUUUCCUCUUGGAAACCUUCUUCCACUUUGAAAACAUCGACGUACAAACCUUCUUCUGUAUAUCCUUCUACUUUAAAGAUCUCAACUUUACAACCAUCCACAUUAAAUCCUACGAUAACAACUUUAUCCACAGCAUCUCCUACCUUUUAUAAACCAAUACAACCAUCGUCGUAUUACAAUUACGAAACUUUUCCUACCGAAACUAAUUAUCCUACCUAUUCUACAUCCAAUUCUUAUUCAUCGAGACCACCAUCUACGCCAUUAACUUAUGGAUCAUCCAGCAGUUUCGCAUAUUCAUCAAGACCAACCACAAAUCCACCAGCACCGACCGUCAUUGUUCUCGGACCACUUGGCACAGAAUACACUACUCUGACUACACCGAAAUCUGUGAUAACUAAGAAACCAUCUAAUGGUUCGAAUAAGCCAAGUUUUGCUCCGACCAGGCCAACUAUUUCAACGGUUAGACCUGCAAUUGUUAUUACAAAAAAACCAAGUGUAUCUACUAUGAUCACUCACAACAUUAGCACUGUCAUUUCUAACGUUGAUACCAAUAGUAAUCACGUUGUUUCUACCAGUUACAUAACUGUUAAUCUAAAAGAUACUACGAGUACACAAUCACCGGAAAAUAUUGACUCUACUACUGAAGCUUUUGUUACUGAAACGAGUUUGGAGGAAAGAAUGACAACGAAAAAACCUACAACUUGGAUGACUGCAUUAACUUGGUCCAAAAAACCUGGCUUUUAUUUGAAACCUUCGACAUCUCACAUUGUCUCCUCGCAAAAUACACCAGGUGUUACUUUUGUUCUAAAAGCAACAACUCCAUCGCCACCACCACUAAUUGCAGCAGCUUCCGUUCAUUGUGACGACGAAACACCUGCUCCUGACGAUCUCGUUAACUUCCCACCAGUUAGAAAUCCAAAUUUAAAUAUUUCAACUCCUUUAUCUCAACAAGAAAAACCAACGAUAGUCGAGACUUACAAUAAUACUGGCUAUCCGAAUAUCGAAAUAAUCAGCGAGAAUGAUAUUCCAACUCCUACCUUCAUAGAGGAUGAUGUACUCACAAAUAAAGUUGAUACGUUCGUAAACAAGAUCGUCGAAUCUCUUCAGGGUAAUUUUCAGAAUCUCAAAGACAUCGUUUACAAUCGAACUAACACAUUGCCAACGACGCCAACGACGCCAACGACGACAACAACAGCAACGAGUUCAAUAUCGGUAACGAAAAGACCAGUUACCACGGUUUCUGGUAAUACCACGAAAAAACCAUCAAGAAGACCACCGUCAACUAACAAACCAUCGUCACAAAAUACAACGAAAAAACCAAUUACUACGAAAAGACCUAACGCAAGACCAACUCCAACGUCAAAACCAAUUUCCGGUGAAAAACCACGACCAACCAAACCUACAACUCUAAAACAAAAACCUACAGUAACUACGCCUUUACCAACAACAAAAAGAACACCACCCCAGACAACCACGAAACGUCCAAAACCAAACAGAAAGACAAGCACUGUACCUACAACUACGGUCGAGGUUGUUCUCCAAGAGGAGGAGGAGGAGGAGGAAGGGGAAGCUUCGAUCGAUACAACGCAAAGCACCUCUUUGAAUGUCGAAACCACCACUCCAACAUCGGAUUUUCGUACACAAUGUGGGGUGAGACCUUUAAUCAAGUCUGGUAGAAUAGUUGGUGGAAAGGGUGCACAAUUUGGUCAAUGGCCGUGGCAGGUAUUGGUAAGGGAAGCAACAUGGUUGGGAUUGUUUACUAAAAAUAAAUGCGGUGGUGUUCUUAUCACGGACAAAUACGUCAUCACGGCGGCACAUUGUCAGCCAGGAUUUUUAGCAUCCCUCGUAGCAGUUUUCGGUGAAUUCGACAUAUCGGGUGAAUUGGAAUCAAAACGUAGCGUAACAAAGAACGUUCGUCGUGUUAUCGUUAACAGGGGUUACGAUCCAGCAACAUUCGAAAAUGAUUUGGCACUCCUCGAAUUGGAAUCACCUGUUCAAUUCGACGCCCACAUUGUACCAAUUUGCAUGCCCGACGAUAACGUUGAUUUUACCGGCAGAAUGGCUACGGUCACUGGUUGGGGUAGAUUGAAGUACAAUGGUGGUGUACCUUCGGUAUUGCAAGAGGUUCAAGUGCCGAUCAUGGAGAAUUCCGUAUGCCAAGAAAUGUUCCAAACGGCAGGUCAUUCAAAAUUAAUAUUGGAAAGUUUCAUGUGCGCUGGCUACGCCAAUGGUCAGAAGGAUUCAUGCGAGGGUGACAGCGGUGGUCCAUUGGUAAUGGAACGACCUGAUGGCAGAUGGAUGUUAGUUGGAACUGUAUCUCAUGGAAUAAAGUGUGCCGCGCCGUAUUUACCUGGCGUUUAUAUGAGGACCACUUAUUUCAAACCAUGGCUGCACAGUAUCACUGGAGUUUGAGGCCAAGGACGUUUCCUUCAUCUCAAGGACACUCUCAUAUUCUAACCGUGCCACCUGUAUAAAUGUACAAAGGAAGUCUAAUUUAUUACCCGCCCGGCAUUAGAACGAUUAAUAUCGAUUAAGGAAGCAACCCUUUCCUACCUUUUCCUUUAAUUCAAAACUAAUUCCCCCUGUCUCCCUCCCUCCCUCCCUUUCUCUCUUCCUUCAUUGGAACCAGUGUGAUGCAAAAAAAUCAUUGAAGGACGAGAGAUUAUUUCGUUUUUUAUAUUAUAUAUUUUGUAUGUUUAGUUUUUUAUCCUUGACACUCGAAAUUUCGUUAAGACUUUUCGUUAUUUAACGAAAAAUUAGUAUUUAUGAGUUGUUUAUCUUUUAUUCUUUCUUUCUUUCUUUCGAUGAUGAAAGACUAAAACAAAACGAUAACGAAGAAAUAGUAAAGUUAAUGUAAUUAUUCUUCGAAUUGGUGAAAUUUUAUCUAACAUACUCUUUCGUCGAGUAUCGUACGUAUUAUAUAAGUCUUAAGGUAUUUUUUUAUAUAUAUAUAUAUAGAAAGGAACACGUGUUCCAUGUACAUAUACGUGUAUUUUGUCUCUAUACGUAUGCAUAAUACAACGUAACAUACAUUAUUUUAAUAUUUAUAUUUAUAUAGAGAUA
Polistes dominula (European paper wasp) is the source of this 4982-nucleotide messenger RNA. RefSeq names its product transmembrane serine protease filzig (gene flz). Gene Ontology annotation, molecular function: serine-type endopeptidase activity. NCBI's taxonomy places the organism in Eukaryota, Metazoa, Arthropoda, Insecta, Hymenoptera, Vespidae. The record is from RefSeq and is a predicted model, not a curated record. Gene Ontology annotation, biological process: proteolysis.